AUGGCUACAGGAGGGUUAUCUGGUGUGCUUCAGCCCCCUCUAUUUCUUCAAGAACCUGGUGAGCCUCCAGUUCCCUGGAAAAAUUGGAUUUCGCUUUUUCAGACCUACAUUGUAGCCACUGAGACAAAGAAUUCAGUCCCGCCCCGUUUCCAACAGCGUUCACAGCAUCCUGGUGAAACAAUUGAUAAUUAUGUUGCUGCUCUACGAGAACUCAUAAAACAAGUGAUUUUUACACUUUCACAGACCAGAUGA
Molecule: messenger RNA, 252 nt
Organism: Acanthaster planci (crown-of-thorns starfish)
Lineage: Eukaryota; Metazoa; Echinodermata; Asteroidea; Valvatida; Acanthasteridae
Source: RefSeq, a predicted model, not a curated record